CCCUUUCGCUCGGUUGUCUCAGUGCUGAUCUCCGCUGACUCGCAUCCCCGCCGCCCCUUCCCUCGGCCUGGCCAGGCCAGGCCCUCCCCGGGCCCAUCCAGAUCUCCCAGCGCGCCCCCGUCCCCCAUUCGUUUUAUCGGGGGCACCGCCGUCUCACCUGGUAUUUGCAUCUCGCCCUCCAACUUGCCAUUGGCGGCGCGACGUGUGGGAGAGCCGUGCGCCUCACCCGCCCGGACCAGCUUGCCCCGGCGCCGAGGUUGUACUUCGGAUCGGUCCAGCCCAGCAUGCAGCUUUGAAACUUAAAAGAUAGGCCACCACCUACUCCAGGAAAGCUCUGCAGUGCCUGGGGAAUCUCACUGUCAGCUCUCCUGGAGGACGUCAUGGCUAUUACCUUGCCACCUAGUGACCUGGUCUUUGAGUUUGCAAGCAACGGGAUGGAGGACAUCCACCAGAUGUCCUGAUUGGAUGGUUUGCUGCACACUCAGGGCUACCUCCCAUUCUCCUUUCACAAAAUGGACCAAGACAAGCAGCUGGAAGAUCCCUCCGUGUUCCCAGCUGUGAUCGUGGAACAGGUUCCCUACCCCGAAUUACUGCAUCUGUACUCAGGACUGGAGUUGGACGACGUCCACAAUGGCAUCAUAACAGACGGGACAUUGUGUAUGACACAGGAUCAGAUCUUGGAGGGCAGUUUUCUGCUGGCAGAUGACAAUGAGGUCACCUCACCUACCAUAUCCACCACCGAGGUCUUACUCAAUGUGGAAUCUCCCAACAACAUCCUGGAUGAGAAGCAAAUGUUCAACACCUCUGAAAGGCUUCCAGAACCAGAGCCUGUGCCAGCCAUCACUCUGCCCAACUACCUGUUUCCUGCCUCUGAGCCUGCUGCUCUGAAUAGAGUGAAUGACACUGGUGACCAGGAGAAGCUUUCUCUGGGGGAGAGGGUCCCCAGAGAAGAAAGUGUUAAGAAGAAAUCAAAGAAGAGAAUCCGCAAGACAAAGGGCAACCGAAGUACCUCACCUGUCACUGACCCCAGUGUUCCCAUACGAAAGAAAUCAAAGGAUGGCAAAGGCAGCACCAUCUACCUAUGGGAGUUCCUCCUGGCAUUGCUGCAAGACAGAAACACCUGUCCCAAGUACAUCAAGUGGACCCAGCGAGAGAAAGGCAUCUUCAAGCUGGUGGACUCCAAAGCUGUGUCUAAGCUGUGGGGAAAGCAAAAAAACAAGCCAGACAUGAACUAUGAAACAAUGGGGCGGGCACUAAGAUACUACUACCAAAGAGGCAUCCUGGCCAAAGUGGAAGGGCAGAGGCUAGUGUAUCAGUUUAAGGAGAUGCCUAAGGACUUGGUGGUGAUUGAAGAUGAGGAGGAGAAAGAAGCCCCAGAAGCCCCACCUCAGGCCUCCACUUCUUCCACCAGCACCAACCGACGAGCCAGCUCGAAAGUUUCAUCCAGAGGUGCCUCCCAGGGAAAGGCUGGGCCCUGCUGGGACAAGUCAAAGGUUCAGCACGUUGGUCUCCGACCAUCUGCAAGUCUGGAAUUGGGACUGUCUCUAGACGACGAGAUCCCCACUACCUCCACCAUCAUUAUCUCUCCACCAGAGAGCCAGGCCAAGCUCACCAAAGCUGUGAGUACUUCAGCAGUGCCCAGCAACAUCCACCUGGGAGUGGCUCCUGUGGCAUCAGGCUCCACUGUGACCCUGCAGACCAUCCCACUGACGACGGUGCUGACUAGUGGGCCUCCAACCAGUACUACUGCUCCCACUCAGCUCGUUCUUCAGAGUGUGCCACCUGGGUCAACAUUCAAGGAGACCUUCACUCUGCAGGCCUCCUUCCCUCUGAACACCAGUUUCCAAGAGAACCAGGUGGCAGCACCCGGGACCCCACUGAUUCUCAGUGGCUUCCCUCAACUUCUGGCUGGGGCCAACCGUCCAACCAACCCAGCAUCAGCCGCAGUCACAGGUGCAGCUCCAGCAGGGCCGAGUUCUCAGCCUCCUGGGACUGUCAUUGCUGCCUUCAUCAGGACUUCUGGUGCCACAGCAGUCCCUGGGGUCAAGGAGGGGCCACUGAGGCCCUCAUCAUAUGUGCAGGGCAUGGUGACUGGGCCCCCCAUGGAGGGGCUCUUGGUUCCUGAAGAGACCCUGAGGGAGCUCCUGAGAGAUCAGGCUCAUCAGCCACUUCCAACCCAGGUGCUUUCAAGGGGUUCCCACAAUGCGAGCCUUAUGGGGAACCAGACUUUCUCUGCCCCCAGCUGCCCCACUGUUGGGCUGACCCCAGUGGCUGAACUUGAGCUCUCCUCAGGCUCAGGCUCCUUGUUCAUGACUGAGCCUAGUGGGACCACAUCUGGGAGUCUGUUGACCAGAUCUCCAACCCCAGCCCCCUUCUCCCCAUUCAACCCCACUUCCCUCAUUAAGACAGAGCCCCAUGACAUAUAAACAAAGGGAUCGGAAGUGUGACCCACUAGAUGAAGCUGGGCACUGUUUUCAUAUGGACUGACUUGAGUAGCAUAUCUGCCCUUACGUUUCAUGGGACUGAAUACACGUGAUUCCCCAGUCCCCCAGCCCUCCCUGACAUCACCGUGAUCCAGCUCUGCCCCAGACCAUGGCUUUCAGGAGCACUAGGGGUUAUGCUCUUGGCACAAUAGUGGGCUGAUUUGGUGAUGGAGGGAAAACCCUGAGCCAGGGAGAAGUUUGUGGCCAGGGAUGAUGAAAGGAUUCAUGGGAAGAAUCUGGCCUGGCUGUAUCUCACCAUAUAUAUUCCCUCCAUAGGGAAGUUAGUAUCCUAUAUGUGAAUAUCUCUGUGUAUUUGUGUGUACCUGUGGGGCUUUAGUUUCAUUUAUUUGGGGAAGUUGGGGUGUAGCAGCUGUAAGGUCUUAUUUUUCAAGUGUGUGUGUUUUGUAUGUGUCCCCCCCCAGGAGGAUUUUUUAAGGGAAAACAUUUUCUGAUUCUGUUUGUACAAGUCACACUCUGAUUGCUGAGACUCUGAGGUACAGGUUAGACCUCAAAUCUUGAGAGAUGUCAUGGGGCUAGAAUAUGUCCAUCUAGGAGAGCUUAGCAGGUUGCAUGUGUUGGGGGAGAUGCAAUCCUGAGGGCCAAUUGUCUGACCCACAGAGGGAGGGAGGAACUCAGCCCUGGGAGCCCCCUCCUCAGGCUCCGUGAACUUUCUUGUCCUGCAGUUUGCCUCGUACCUGCUACCAUCACCAUAAUGGUAGGCUGGAGCCUCUAGUGUUUUGGUGAAGGAUUAGUACGACAAAGCACCUCCCUAGAGUCAUAGAGUCCUCAGCCAGUGCUGAGUUCAUUGAAGGUUUGUGACCAAGUGCUUAGAUUGUUUGUGCAAGAGCAGUUGCAUACCAGGCAACAGCUUUUGCUGGCACGCUUCCCUCUGGGGGCCCCAUUGUUAAGUUCCCUCCUCAUUACUUUCUCCCUGGGAUUUUCCAGCUGUCAGGCAUUCCUGGGGCUAUUCCUUGUUCAGCUUUCUCCUGCCAAGUUUAAGGGCAAAGCUAAGAAGUGUCCGGCUCAGAAACACCUGUUUUCUGAUGAAUUCGGUUAAUGUGAAUCAGUGCAUCAGGACUUUUGCUACGUCCUCAGUGCCAAAGCAACCAUUGACCUAACUACCUCUCCGGCUGCUCUCUUCUCUCUUCUCCGGAUCAUCAUUCUCUCCCACACUCUCUUCUCUCUGUUUUUCUCUGGGGGAAGGAACUAUGUAUGGCUGUGCAGGUGCAUUUACUACAUGUUUCCAGCAGUUGGCAUUGAAGUACCUUUUUUCUAAUAAAAGCAGUUUGUUA
Dipodomys ordii (Ord's kangaroo rat) is the source of this 3775-nucleotide messenger RNA. RefSeq names its product E74-like factor 4 (ets domain transcription factor) (gene Elf4). Gene Ontology annotation, biological process: regulation of transcription by RNA polymerase II; cell differentiation. Gene Ontology annotation, molecular function: sequence-specific DNA binding; DNA-binding transcription factor activity, RNA polymerase II-specific. The record is from RefSeq and is a predicted model, not a curated record. Lineage: Eukaryota; Metazoa; Chordata; Mammalia; Rodentia; Heteromyidae. The transcript has 11 exons. Bases 513 to 2426 code for a protein of 637 amino acids. Gene Ontology annotation, cellular component: nucleus.